AUGCAUCACUCUGGCGGUACCGGUUACGGGACCGGGCCCCAGGAGCGAGUGCACCAAGCGCCGCGAACUGUUGGCCAACCUGAUAAGUGUCCGUACGAGACCUACCAGGCGCAGAUACCGGACUGCUGUGCAGCCGCCGCUGCGGUGCAGGAUCCGUAUCCACGACCGCCAAGCGGGUACGACGGCAGGUGCUACGAUGAGUGUCAUCGUAGGACCCCCUAUCAGGAGGAUACCUAUUCCCAGGAUGUACCUCCGACCUUCCAUCAGCCCCAGUCCAGACUGGGAUACGAGGAACGUCCCCAAUCACGCGUGGGAUAUACCUCGGAUUCCAGGUGCGCCAGUGGACUUGGGUACGACGACAGUGGCGGGGGUUACCUUGACCAAAGUGAUCCGAGGAUGUAUUGUACCAGCGGUUAUUGCAUGGGGGAUACCAUGAUGGCCACCAGCAGAGGUGUCUGCGGCGAGGAGGUCGAGCUAGACAUGCGGAGGCAUAUCCAGGCGUGCGCUUGUACCUGCAACCACAUGGGCUACGGAAAUUACAUGGACUAUCAGACGACGUGCCUAACAGAACUGCCAGACGUUGCACCGUGUAACGGCACAGUACGAUUGCCACCGCCGUGCGAGGACUCGCCUAGCAGCGGCAGCAGCAAAGACUGCAGGGAAGAGAGCCCUCGCAGAAGGUGCCGAGUGCUAGCGUCCAUCUUGCUCCUAGUAGCGGCUCUGCUUCUCGGAGGACUUUGUCUACCGUUGCUUCUACAAUCCGCGCCUGUUACGCACCAGCAAAGGCUGGACGUGAUCAGGAGGAUUCUCACUGAAGUGCCUCUGAUCGAUGGGCACAACGAUUUGCCCUGGAACGUUAGAAAGUUCGUACACAAUCAGCUCGGCGAGGUUAAUCUGAGCAGCGACCUCGGCAGGGUGGAUCCCUGGGCCAGAUCAGACUGGAGUCACACGGAUAUUCCUAGAUUACGUGCUGGCCUUGUCGGUGCACAGUUUUGGUCUGCAUACGUUCCAUGCGGUGCGGCUCAGCUGAAUGCAGUUCAACUUUCCUUGGAACAAAUCGACGUGAUCCGCCGACUCGCCGAGAUGAAUGCUCAACAUUUAACUUUGGUUACCUCCGUCAAAGGUCUUAUCGAGGCGCAUCGAGAAGGCAAAAUCGCAAGUCUCAUCGGAGUAGAAGGUGGUCACUCCCUAGGGAAUUCCUUGGGUGUUCUCAGGACAUUUUACGGCCUGGGCGCGAGAUACCUUACCUUGACGCAUGCCUGCGAUACUUCCUGGGCAGUCUGUUCAGUUGGCGAGACGAACAGUACCCAGGACUCCACGCCAGGUCUCAGUGAGUUUGGAAAGGCAGUCGUCAGGGAACUAAACAGACUGGGGAUGCUAGUGGAUCUCUCUCAUGUCUCGACAAGGACUAUGAGGGCGGCUCUGCAGACGACGAGGGCACCGGUCAUUUUCUCUCACAGUGCUGCCAGGGCACUCUGCAAUUCCACUAGAAACGUGCCAGACGACGUGCUUAAAAAUCUGGCUAAAAACGGCGGAGUGGCAAUGGUUCCGUUUUAUACAUACUUCAUAACGUGCAACAGCACCGCAACAAUAAAAGACGUUAUUGCGCACAUCAAUCACAUCCGAAAGGUGGCGGGAAUCGAUCACGUUGGAAUAGGAGCCGGCUUCGACGGGAUAAAUUUCACUCCUACCGGUUUGGAGGACGUAUCAAGGUAUCCUCAGCUGUUGGCCACACUGCUGGAAGACCCUGCAUGGUCGGAGGAGGACAUUAAAAAAUUGGCUGGCCUCAAUUUACUGAGGGUAUUUGCGAAGGUCGAGCAGGUACGCGACGAAUGGCACAAAGCAGCAAUUCUGCCGGUGGAGAAGAUCAGUCCGCCUGACAACUCUGCCUGUGUCUACGGGGCGUCUUGA
Messenger RNA from Dufourea novaeangliae, 1911 nucleotides. RefSeq names its product dipeptidase 1-like. Gene Ontology annotation, molecular function: metallodipeptidase activity. Gene Ontology annotation, biological process: proteolysis. The transcript has 12 exons. The record is from RefSeq and is a predicted model, not a curated record. NCBI's taxonomy places the organism in Eukaryota, Metazoa, Arthropoda, Insecta, Hymenoptera, Halictidae. The coding region runs from base 1 to 1911 and encodes 636 amino acids.